AUGACCUCUGUACUAGCCAUCGUCAACGCGCGGCGUGUGUGGCGGGGCGCUUCGGCUCUGCAGCCGACCGUGGCAUCGUCGUACCCGCCGGAGGUGGACGCGCUGUUGGUGGAGGGUGGCCGCAUCAGCUUCAUCGGCAGCACCGCAGAGGUACAGCAGCGCUACGGCGCGCUAGUGGCUGCGCAGCCCGUCGAUGCGGCAGCAGCAGCCCCUCAGCCGGUGGAAGGCGGCCGCCCGCGCACGGCGUCGCACCGCGUCAUCGACUGUGAGCACCACCACGCUGUGUACCCAGGCUUCAUCGACUCCCACGUGCACUUCCUUGACGGCGGUCGCAUGUUGCUCGCCCCUCAGCUGGGCUCUGCGACGAGCAGGACACAGUUCAUAGCGAUCGUUCGCGACUUCGUGGAGCACCGCUACAGCCGUGAGGAAGGCGGUUGGGUGUACGGCGUCGGCUGGAGCGAAGCGGUGCUGGGCUGCUCGCCGACGCGCGAGUGGCUGGAUGAGGUGAGCACGAAGAUCCACCUGGUCAUGUACAGCAAGGACAUCCACUCCGCUGUUAUGAAUACGGCCGCGCUGCGCAGCUGCCACAUCAUCCCUGGUGCAGAAGAUGGCGAGCCGCUAAUCACCUCCGUGGAGGGUGGCGUUAUCGAGCGAAACGAGAACGGUCAACCGAACGGUGUCCUCCGCGACAACGCCAUUCAGAUGACGAAACGCUACACGCCUGCCGCUGACACCCCCGCCAACCAACGCCGUGCGCUCGAGGCCGCUACAGAACAUCUUCUCUCGCGCGGCUUCACCUCCGUCUUCUCUAUGAUGUCGACAACGUACACGGACAACGUGAACGAGAUCGGCUUCCUCGCGCAGAUGGAGCGUGAGGGCGCGAUGCGGCUGCGCGUGCGGUACGGCGUGCCGCUGAACGAUGUGGAGCGCUUCAUGGACAAGUUCUACCGCGUGAUGGCGACGGAAGCAGCGCAGUCGGGCCGGAGCGACGCCUUUACGCUGCCCUACCGCUUUACCAUGACGCCGCCGGCCGCCGGCGGUGGCUACCUGCUGCUAGGCGCGGUGAAACUGUUCGCGGACGGGUCGUUAAGCUCGCGGACGGCGGCGAUGAACCGGCCCUAUGGCUACAAUGUGACGACGGAGGGCGACAUCGACAGCGACCUGGAUGACGCGUCGAUCAGUGCGAUCCUGAAAGAGCGGUCGGGCAAUCACUGUCAGUGCGGACUGCUGACGAUGCCGCGCCUGGAGCUGCAAAGCGCGAUCCACGUUGCGCACUCGCACGACCUGCAGUGCGUUGUGCACGCGAUUGGCGAUCGCGCUGUAGCGACAGUCAACCGCGCGCUGUGCGCGUCGGCGGACUGGCUGCGUGAGCGCGAGGCAGAGGCGGGAGUUGCGGCGGCGGUAGCGCGCUUCCGCGCCAACCCGCGCUCGCGCGUGGAGCACUGCCAGCACAUGUCCAACAUGACGAAGCAGCUGAAGCGCAUGGCGCAAUACGACAUCAUCGCAUCCAUGCAGCCCUGUCACCUUCUGUUCGAUGGCGAUUACGUGGACGCGCUCCUGGGACAGCGCCGCAAGGACACGUCGUACAUGUGGGGGACGCUGCUGGCGGCGAAAAUCCGCGUGGAUCUGGGCUCCGAUUGGCCAGUGGCGCCGGCAGACGUGAAUGACGGGCUGCGCGGCGCGGUGACACGCGUGCCGGACGUAAUGGCGGCGCUGGUGGCAGAGGAGGCUCAGUACAGGAGCCAACAGCAGGCACAGCCGUCGGCCGACAACACAGCCACCGGAGCGGCAACGGCACUGCGGCGCUACCACGACACUUGGAAUCGCGCCGAGUGCAUCUCCAUGGAUGCGGCGCUGCGCACGUACACGUACGAGGGCGCGCACGGCAUGUUCAUGGAGAAUUACCUCGGCACACUGGAAGUGGGCAAGUACGCUGACAUCACAGUCUGGACGGCGGACUGGCUGGACGACGCGGGGAUGGAGCAGAUGGCAGGUGUGGAGGACGCGAAUGCACGGUGGUGGCCGCGCCACCAGGAGCCGCACGUCGCCUACACGAUUGUUGGCGGAGUCGUAGAGUACGACCGCUCGCACUGA
Molecule: messenger RNA, 2094 nt
Organism: Leishmania mexicana MHOM/GT/2001/U1103
Lineage: Eukaryota; Euglenozoa; Kinetoplastea; Trypanosomatida; Trypanosomatidae
Exons: 1
Coding region: 1-2094 (697 amino acids)
Molecular function (GO): hydrolase activity, acting on carbon-nitrogen (but not peptide) bonds
Source: RefSeq, a predicted model, not a curated record